GCUCGACAGAGGCGAUGAUUACAAAAUUGAACUUCUGACCUAGCCGCUACGAUUUAGCGCCCUUCUCGUGACACGGCCAGAACUCGGACGUUGUGCACUUCUUACUCCUUUCUGGCCAAAACCCGGGCGUUUUGCAUCUUCCUACUCAUCUCUGGUUUUUGCGAUACUACUGUUUCCUUCUAGAGUCGUUUGCUCGUGACAUUUUAAGGUUAUGUUAUGUGACGUUUGAAAUACUUAGUCAUGAAUAAGAGUGUGGAUUCUAUUUACAAGUGUCGCCUUUGCCUUACGGACAUCAACGAGACUAACUCAGCGCCCAUAUUUUCACAAUUAGAAACAUGUAUAAACGGUAUUCCUCUCUCGGCCAAAAUAAUGGUCUGUGUAUCACUUACGGUUCAAGAAGACGACUCCUUUCCACAACAAAUAUGUAAAAACUGCGAAGAUCGUAUAAAUUGCUUUUAUACAUUUCGCGAAACAUGCUACAGAGCAUACCUUUCACUCAUUCAAGAAUGCGCUAACUGCAAACGUCUCGAACAACAGAUUCACAAACAAAAUAUGAAGAAUAAUCGGAUAAAAGAUUACAAGGGACGUACCUCAAGAGAACAUCGUAAGAAUAAAAAACACAUGGCUGAAUUAAAAUUGAGUAAGAACCUAGAGGAGCCUAGAAAUAUAUUAAUUGAUGCUAUAGAUUUUAUCAUUGGAGACGGAACGUACGUGGAAACGACAGAUGAACGAGAAAACUUACGUGCUGAUAAAUUGUCAAAAAAUGCAGUCCAUCAGGAGUCAUCUGAAUCAGAAAAUAGCGCUAUAAAAAUAGUGGCGAUCAGUCAUGAUAACACAGUGAAGAGUAUAAAAGAUGAUAACGAGAUAAAUAUGAAAUGUAAAAAUGGUCGAGUAAAUAGAAAAAGCAGACAAGCAUCACAUAGUCAAGGUACAACAGAGGAAUCUGAAUAUGAUUUGGAACAAAAUAUACCACAACAUCAUAUAGUUUGUGUCGAUACGAAUCAGCCAUGUGCUAGUGGAGUACUAAAACAAGAUACUGUAGAUAUUGAAAACAGUUUAAAACUAACCAAUGAAAAAUAUACAAAAGCAAAGACACUAGAUAAAAUUGAAAAAAUCAUACAAGCGGCGCAACUGCAGGAAAUAAUUCCUGUAGACCCUACAGUGGAGAAACAAAGUGAAGAUUGUGAAAAUUUAAACAAUGUGGAAAAUUCGAGCGUGGAGGAAACUGCUCCAAAUACAUAUUUGGAUGAUUCGACAAUGGAAAGUUGCUACCAAGUGGAAGAAAUAGAAGAGCAAAUACUUUGCGGUGAAUAUAUGGAGCGUAGAUAUAAGUACAAAUGUUUACGUUGCCAUAAAUGCUUUGCCGAUCUUCAUAUGGUGACAAUGCAUUAUAUUGACUGUUGUCGCGAUACGGAAAUAUUAAGGAACGAUCAAACUCUUGAUCAACCAAUCGGAGUGGAGCAUUUAGAUAAUAACUUUAAGGAUACAUUAGUAAACUGCAAUGCCGACCAUGCAACGGAAGAAUCGCUGCCAGAUAAAGAAAUUUCUGAAACACGACUUAAGUGUAUUUGCAAUGAAGAUACGUCAAGUAGCAAGUAUAGGAUAUCCUUAGAGGAAUCAAAUAGUUUUAAAAAGGAAUACGAAUCAGAUUUGGACACUGAAGUAGAAGUAAAUGGUUCAGAUGAUGUUGAUGCCUUAAACAUUAGGAAUAUGAAAAGCGAUGUCUCUAGUGUCAAUACUGAGAUACCAAUAAUUCGCACAAACAGCGAUGGCGCGGAAUCAAACGGCAACACGACUGUUAAAUCAAACGAUGUAAAUGAAAAAUCGCAAAGUCAAAAACGAAAACGUAAAAGUCACAGGUAUAAAAUGGACCAUCCGUGUCCCCACUGUAAUAGCAUGUUCAGAAAUGCUUCUUUAUUAAAGAGACACUUGUCAGUACACACCGGCGAGCGGCCUUACGCAUGUGAAAAAUGUAAUAGGAGAUUUUCUCAGUUGGGACAGUUAAACUUCCAUCGUAAUUUUCAUGAAAAUCCUCGUUAUCGUUGUGAAAUAUGUAGCAAGCCAUUUUUGCGACCAAGCGAUAUUCAAAAGCACAUGAGAACACACACUGGUGAAAAACCAUACAAUUGUCAAUUGUGCUCAAAGUCCUUUGCACAAUUGGUCGCUCUGCAACAGCAUGAACGAAUUCAUACAGGUGACAAGCCAUAUACUUGCGAAAUAUGCGGAAAGCGAUUUACGCAAAAAGCCAAUAAAACUAAACACGUGAAGAUACAUAAGGAGGGUGCAAAACCUCACACUUGCGAAAUUUGCGGUAGGAGUUUUUCUGACUUGAACGAAAUGGAGUUGCAUAGGGGUGGCCAUGGGGGUGGAAAACCAAGAAAGUGUGACCAUUGUAAUGAGAGUUUUCGAAAAAUUUCUGAACUGACGCAACAUAUAAGGCGCUUUCACACUUUCGAGAGACCACAUAAAUGUGCUAUUUGUCCUAAAGCUUUUUAUUCAGUUUACAAUUUGAAGCAACACGUUAUGGUCCAUACUGGACAGCGACCUUUUAUCUGUCCCAAGUGCGACUUGAGGUUCACGCAAAAAGGUAAUCUUACCAAGCAUUUUGAGAGAAAGCAUGCGGAAUACAUGCUUGAAAAGGAAAAAUACAUAACGAUUAGUGAGGAGGAGUAUCAUGGCGAUGAUAUGUUGAUCAUAGAAGGAUCUAUGAGUGAUAAGAUAAGUGAACCGUUGAUUGUCGAACGGGAAGAAACAAUUGAGUUAAGAAAUGAAGAUUUGAAAAAUAUCAGUGAUAAUAAUAUUCAGAUUUUGGACAUGGGGGAAUAAAUUGGACUAUAUAUACAAUCUGUUUAUUUAUAUUUCAACUAUUUUUUUCAUAUUUUUAAUACAUUCGUAAGAAAAAGUCUUGCACUUUUUAAUUACACUGUACUCUAGUUUACGCAUUUACUGUAAAUAUUUAUUAGGAUAAAUGUAAAUAUACAUAUAUCUGUUCGUCAUUAUUAUCCAUUCUUUUAAUGAAAAAUCAGAUUACCAUUAUUCGAGAUUACCAUAUCCAUGAGCCGAGUCUCGCCUCAAGUACACGCAAUCGGCUGUACAGGUGACGAACUGUCGAGACUCUUUACCCGAGUAAAAUCUUAUACCUAUGUUUGGAAUAAAAUAUCUUAUGAACCGCCAUAUAUAUGAGAAAAAAUUAUUGAUAUAUUCACUGUAGGAAUUGAGGGUUCUGAAUCGAUUGCUAACAGGAUCAAUACGAUUAGUGUACGAAAUCAGGGUGUAUUAACAUGGUGAGCGAGAUGAUUUUAUUUCAGUUCCGUCGUCUUCGUUGUCUUCGCACGUCCAUUUACUUUUCCACAUAACGAAUGGCACUGAUGUAGAUACACGGUUGAUUCUUGGGCAACGACAGGCAUUCGACGGUACAGCCAAGGCGACGAAACGAGUCAUGUAACUGAGCGUCAUUAAUGGCGUCCUGUUUGUGAACACCGUGCGGUGGGGUAAGAGAGGAAAGUGCCGAUUCGUUCGCACUAAUGCUCUGCGUAAAGGACGCAAUCAGCGACGCUUUGGCAUCUCGCUCACACCAUAGGAUCCCUCUCUGAGCUGCUCGCACGGCUUGAGGUACGUAAAUAAUCCUGUACACUCUCCUCUCUUACCUUUACCACAUGGCGUCAACAAACUCGAGACCAUUAAUGACGCUUAUAUGGAUUGAAAAUUAGAUUUUAUUAAAAAAUGUAUAUAUAUUAUUAUGUAUAUCUAAAAAAUUAAAUUUAUAUGCCAUUAAACAUUUGCGACAACGUGAUAUAUUCUUCAAGUGACGUCACAAUGUAUUUACAUUUUAUAUCUGUAACAAUAUAGAUUUGAAUGCUUA
Messenger RNA from Cephus cinctus (wheat stem sawfly), 3862 nucleotides. Its product is annotated as zinc finger protein 271. Bases 241 to 2826 code for a protein of 861 amino acids. Gene Ontology annotation, cellular component: nucleus. The record is from RefSeq and is a predicted model, not a curated record. Lineage: Eukaryota; Metazoa; Arthropoda; Insecta; Hymenoptera; Cephidae. Gene Ontology annotation, molecular function: zinc ion binding. The transcript is spliced from 2 exons.